GCUGGGCCCAAAUCCCGCCCCGCCCGGGGGAGGAUCCGCCCGGCCGCCUCAGCCACCUGCUCACCCUAGCCACCUGGCUACCCCGCCCGCCUCGCCAUGCUCCGGGCGGUGGCGCGCCCGCUGAGGGGCCUCGCCCUGUCUCGGGGUCCCGUCCUGUUCUCGGGUCGCCGCCUGUCUCGGGGUCCCGCUCAGACUCGGGGCUUCCCUAGCGCCUGGCCAGGAGAAGAAAACCUGCCUUUAUCUGCAGAAACACAGUGGAAAGACAGGGCAGAGACGGUUAUAAUUGGAGGUGGCUGCAUCGGUGUGAGUCUGGCUUAUCACCUGGCCAAAGCGGGCAUGAGAGAUGUGGUCCUGCUGGAAAAGUCGGAGCUCACGGCUGGGUCUACCUGGCAUGCAGCAGGUCUAACAACUUACUUUCAUCCUGGAAUAAACUUGAAGAAAAUACACUAUGACAGCAUCAAACUUUAUGAGAAACUGGAAGAAGAAACUGGACAGGUGGUGGGAUUCCAUCAGCCAGGUAGUAUCAGAAUUGCUACAACUCCUGUAAGGGUAGAUGAAUUUAAAUACCAAAUGACACGCACUGGCUGGCAAGCUACAGAACAGUAUAUUAUUGGACCUGAAAAAAUUCAAGAGAUGUUUCCUUUACUUAACAUGGAUAAGAUUUUAGCUGGACUGUAUAACCCUGGAGAUGGUCACAUUGAUCCUUAUUCUCUAACGAUGGCCUUGGCUGCUGGGGCUAGGAAAUAUGGGGCCCUUUUAAAAUAUCCUGCACCUGUGACUUCUCUGAAACCCAGGUUAGAUGGAACAUGGGAUGUUGAAACGCCACAAGGAUCUAUUACAGCAAACAGAAUUGUGAAUGCUGCAGGGUUCUGGGCGCGUGAAGUAGGUGCCAUGAUUGGCCUGGAACAUCCUCUCAUCCCAGUCCAACAUCAAUACGUGGUUACCUCCACCAUCCCAGAAGUGCAAGCUCUGAAGCAAGAACUCCCUGUGCUCCGGGACCUAGAAGGGUCCUAUUACCUCCGACAGGAGCGGGAUGGGCUUCUGUUUGGACCCUACGAGAGUCAAGAGAAAAUGAAGGUUCAGGACACGUGGGUCACUAGCGGGGUGCCCCCAGGCUUUGGAAAGGAACUUUUUGAGUCUGACCUAGACCGAAUCAUGGAACAUGUGGAAGCGGCCAUGGAAAUGGUUCCAGUCUUGAAAAAGGCUGACAUCAUUAGUGUCGUCAACGGUCCCAUCACAUAUACACCUGACAUUCUGCCCAUGGUCGGCCCACACCAGGGGGUCAGAAACUACUGGGUGGCUGUAGGCUUUGGGUACGGCAUCAUCCACGCUGGUGGGGCUGGGAAGUACCUCAGUGACUGGAUCCUGCAGGGAGAGCCUCCUUUUGACCUAAUAGAACUGGAUCCCAACCGCUAUGCCAAGUGGACCACAGCUCAGUACACCGAGGCCAAAGCCAGAGAAUCGUAUGGAUUCAACAACAUUGUUGGCUACCCUAAGGAAGAGCGCCUCGCAGGGCGGCCCACACAGCGAGUCAGCGGGCUCUACCAGGCUCUGGCACCCAAGUGCUCCAUGGGGUUCCACGCGGGCUGGGAACAGCCAAACUGGUUCUACAGACCCGGCCAGGACACUCAGUACAGGCCAAGUUUUCGCCGCACAAACUGGUUUGAGCCGGUGGGCUCUGAGUAUAAACAAGUUACGCAAAAGGUGGGAGUGAUUGACCUGACUCCGUUUGGCAAGUUCCACAUCAAAGGCCAGCACUCCGUGAGGCUGCUGGAUCAUCUCGUGGCCAAUGUCAUUCCCAAGGUGGGCUUUACAAAUAUAAGCCACAUGUUGACACCCAGAGGUCGUGUGUACGCCGAGCUGACUGUCUCCCACCAAUCCCCUGGCGAGUUUCUGUUAAUAACUGGUUCUGGAUCCGAACUUCAUGAUCUUAGAUGGAUUGAGGAAGUAGCCAACAAAGGUGGAUAUGAUGUUGAGAUUAGAAACAUAACCGAUGAGCUGGGUGUCCUUGGAGUUGCGGGUCCACACUCAAGGAGGGUCCUUCAGAAGCUGACCUCUGAAGACCUCAGCGAAAGUGCUUUCAAGUUUCUGCAAAGCAAGUCCUUCAAGGUUUCUGGCAUUCCUGUCACUGCUAUUAGGAUAUCGUAUACCGGAGAGCUGGGCUGGGAGCUGUACCACAGGCCAGAAGACUCGGCACCACUCUACGAGGCUAUCAUGAACUCGGGCCAGCAGGAGGGGAUCGACAAUUUCGGAACCUAUGCCCUGAACGCCUUGAGACUGGAGAAAGCUUUCCGCGCCUGGGGGGCUGAGAUGAACUGUGAUACAAAUCCCUUGGAAGCUGGACUGGAAUAUUUUGUCAAGUUAAACAAGCCAGCAGACUUCAUAGGAAAGCAGGCACUGAAACAGAUUAAAGCCGAGGGGCUGACACGGAGGCUGGUCUGCCUCACCUUGGCAACAGAUGAUGUGGACCCGGAGGGAAAUGAAAGCAUCUGGUUCCAUGGCAAGGUGGUUGGCAACACAACAUCUGGCAGCUACAGCUACAGCAUCCAGAAGAGUCUGGCUUUUGCUUAUGUCCCUAUAGAGCUAAGUGAAGUGGGACAACAAGUGGAAGUUGAACUAUUAGGUAAAAAUUACCCAGCAACCGUCAUACAAGAACCCUUGGUAUUGACAGAACCAACUAGAAACCGGCUUGAGAAAAAAGGCGGAAAGGACAAAACUUGAAAAAGACCUUAUCAGUCAGCUGAAUUCUAGUUGUUAUAUGACUAUUCUUGAAAUUAUUAUAAUUGGUUCCAGGGGGAAUAGAGGAUCCCAAGAAUUCAUUUGAAAUCAUCAAGAAUCUAGAUUUAGACUCUUAAUAAAACUUUUCUCCUAAUUGUUUCCUAAGCAAGACAGGGUAAUGAAUGAGUGAUUUACAUCAUUCUUUCAAAUGAAACUUGAAGUAAAUAUUUUUUCAUCUCAUUUUGUUGUUUAUGAGACCCAAUCAGCAAAAUGGUAGGUGUUUGCUAAUAUGCAGUCAUUAUUAUAACCGAAUUAAAAAACUUCAUAUAAUUUUAGGAACCUAGCCUAUAUUUGAAAACUGAAAACAAAUUAAUGACUUUUCUGUUACAUAAAAACAAACAUAAUGUUACUAAUGAAUUUGUUUCAUUGAGAAAUCUUUCCCUAGUGAAUAAGUAAUAAUUUUAACUUUUUAUAAUAUAUCUAUGAUGAAAAUAAUAAAGCUUAAUAUCAAUUUUCACUAAAAUUUUUAUUUAGUUCUCUGAAAUGCUUCUUAUUUUCUUAAUGAUUUCCCAAAAAGCAGCUGUAUAGGACAUUAUGAUUGUCCUUUCAAAGGUUGCUUUAGAAACAAAAUUGUAAAAAAACCCAGAGUCUUCCAGAAGAAACAGUACUUGUAAACCUUCAGAAAUGAAUCUGAAAUCUAAAUAGAUUGUGCCAGGACAAACACAGCCUGAAUACUGAGCACCUCUCCUUGGGAAGGAGUUAAUGCAAGCUGACAUCACACGGUGCCAUCUGAAUACCUUCUCACAAAGCAUUUAGCAAUGCAGGUCAAACACGAGCACAAAAGCUGACAGGACUGCCUUAGCGCUGUGUACAACAAAGUAAAAAGAACACUCAGAAGUAAUUCUUUGAUAUAUUUCUUUGAAUUAUUAGAGUUCAGUUAAAUGAAUAAAUAGGAAAUUUUUUUUUGUAUAACUUGUUUUAAAAUGAUGCCAACUUUACAUUUUAAAUGUUUUAUAACAAUAAUUCUAUAGAACACUUCAACCUGCCAUUUAUUUCCUUUUGGUUUGUCUUCUUACAUAAGAGAAGGAGAAAAUGCCCUCAGUUGCAAACAUUUCCUAGUAUCAGAAAUUCUACCUAUGCUCCCUAGCCCAGUUCUGGUGUUAAGUGCUGAUCAAAGUCCCUGGUUGGGAAUUGGGAGGUCUCCCUUUUAAUCUCUGCCUUUCAUUAGCACUGCAACAUUAGGAGAGUCCCUUACCAUCUCUAGGUUCUACCUCUGUGAAAUAGGUUUAGAUUCUUCCAGUGUUUUAGAUACUGUAACAGCAGGAAGCAAUAAUGAAAGUACAACAUUAGAUUCAUGUCAUGCCAUUAAAUUACCACUAAAAAUCAGUAAGUAAAAAGGGUGGGAUACUCAGAUGAAUGUUAAACUUAUAAAGAAAUUCUACCUACAAUAUAAGUCUACUUCCUGACAUUCUUAA
Molecule: messenger RNA, 4193 nt
Organism: Heterocephalus glaber (naked mole-rat)
Lineage: Eukaryota; Metazoa; Chordata; Mammalia; Rodentia; Bathyergidae
Gene: Dmgdh
Product: dimethylglycine dehydrogenase
Cellular component (GO): mitochondrion
Molecular function (GO): protein binding
Source: RefSeq, a predicted model, not a curated record